AUGUGCUCGCAGUGGAGAGAAUCGGAGAAGAGGGGUCAAUGGGGACGCCACCCGCGAACCUUCUGGAAAUCCCUGGUUUUCAGGGUAAAUUUGCAUUCCCGAUGGCUUGACGAUCUCUAUGUCGAGUCCCCGUCCCUCGGUAGACCGAUCCGACUCUUUCCUGCUCUCAAGCCCAGGGAAGGGAGGCCGGGGAAGGUCUUCAUUAUUCAUUGCUCAAAACGUGUGCCAAGCCUGAGUGCAGGAGUGGCCGGUCGUCUGGACGACUAA
Protopolystoma xenopodis is the source of this 267-nucleotide messenger RNA. Lineage: Eukaryota; Metazoa; Platyhelminthes; Monogenea; Polystomatidea; Polystomatidae. The record is from the annotation of a GenBank genome assembly.